AUGGGCUCCAGAGGUCACAGCACGCUCCCACGGACUCUCAUGGCCCCUCGGAUGAUUUCUGAGGGAGACAUAGGAGGCAUCGCUCAAAUUACCUCCUCUCUCUUCCUGGGCAGAGGCAGUGUGGCCUCCAACCGGCACCUCCUCCAAGCUCGUGGCAUCACCUGCAUCGUUAAUGCUACCAUUGAGAUCCCCAAUUUCAACUGGCCCCAAUUUGAAUAUGUUAAAGUGCCUCUGGCUGACAUGCCCCAUGCCCCCAUUGGACUGUACUUUGACACUGUGGCCGACAAGAUCCACAGUGUGAGCAGGAAGCAUGGGGCCACGUUGGUGCACUGUGCCGCGGGGGUGAGCCGCUCGGCCACUCUCUGCAUCGCUUACCUGAUGAAAUUCCACAGUGUGUGCCUGCUGGAGGCGUACAACUGGGUGAAAGCCCGUAGGCCUGUCAUCAGGCCCAACGUAGGUUUCUGGAGGCAGUUGAUAGACUACGAGCGCCAGCUCUUUGGGAAGUCGACAGUUAAAAUGGUACAGACACCUUAUGGCAUAGUUCCAGACGUUUAUGAGAAAGAGUCCCGACACCUGAUGCCUUACUGGGGGAUAUAA
Puma concolor (puma) is the source of this 597-nucleotide messenger RNA. The record is from RefSeq and is a predicted model, not a curated record. Lineage: Eukaryota; Metazoa; Chordata; Mammalia; Carnivora; Felidae.